AAAACAUAUUUUCUUGCGAUUUUCAACUCAGGUUUGUGUGUUUUCGGGUAUUUUAAUUACGUGCUUGUUGUCUUUUUUUGGUGACGCACCGGGUCGCUGGCUUUUCUGUUUCGUUUUCUCGAGGUUGUGAAGGAUGUUUUUUCGCAAUUUUUCUGUUGUCUUGUUUCCCGGCGAGCAAUGUCGGGAUGGGAUUGUGCUUCGCUACGAGGCCUUUGCUUUAGAUUUCGUGUACCUUUGUUGUUAGCUUGGUUAGCGUCUAGUUUACAUGUUUGCGGCACGUCUGGUUUAAAGGCAACUGUCAUAACAUGGCGGUGUCGACCUUUAAAUGCAUAUAAAGCUUAAAGAAGCCAGUUAGACCGCCGUUGGCUAUCAACUUGGACCAGAUUUAGAUAGCAUCGUUAGCUAUCCGCGAUCCCACUCCAUCGUUUGUUCACUAUCGACGCUACGGUCUCAGCGUUAGCAAGCUGGUAGCUAACUUCAGUUCUUGCUAGCGAGGACAAAGGGGACCAUAACACCAAAGGCACAAAGUCGGUUAGUAUUCAAUCUAAAACGAUGCUACGUGAAUCUGAUUUAUUUUUCAAAGAGCGAUAUGGGAUGUUAGCCGUUACCAAAGUGUCUCAUUGUUAAACUCGAAAUAUAAGUAACAGCAGCGGGCUAAUGUUAGCAUUGGUUCAAAACAACCCUCCGCUUCCUUCGUUACUGGAAUAAUAACCUGUAGAUAAAUAUAAUUUAGACAUUUGUAAACAGAUAUAAGUUAAUGUAUAUAAACACGGGGCUUCGUGGAACUUGUCUCUGAUUUGAUAUUUCUGGUUGCCAACAUAAAUAUAGUAGGAAUUGCGAAAUGCUGUUAGUGGAUUAUUGUUUUGUUAUCGUUUGUGGCCAUGACUGUCGAUACCCGUAAUUGCGAUGUAGUAAUAUUUUUAUCAUAUAUUUUUAUUAAAUAUUUUUAUUAUAUAUACUUCAUAUAUUCCCAAAGUCAAAAAUAUUUUUUUUUCUUGCUUUUUUAAAAGCUAAAAUUCCUUUUGAAGCUUGGUCGUCCUUGUGCGUUAAGCUUUGUUCAGUCCAGUAGCCAAUGGCAGCUUUGUAUUUGCAAACGUCAUUCAGGCACUUGCUAUUGUUCUCUGACAUAAAACAAAGUGGGAGAGUGGGAACAUCUGUAGUCGUCCUUAUGAUGGACACUAGUGAAAAUUCACUGGUAAACGUUGCAGUACAGAGUACUGAGAAGUCACAUUGGCUGUAUGCUUAUGGGUAAAUAAAGCCUUCCUUGUGGAAGUGAUUCUGAUACUGCUUACUAUGUGCUUUUAAAAACAUGUUAGCUGGUGCCAAUGUAAAACAAGAUCUGUAUUGCACAGGACUAUAGAAGUAUAGAGAAGAAUUCAGUAUUUCACUGCAGAAGUUUGGUGCUUGGAGUGUGUACAACAAAUUUGCUUUAAACUGUCUAGAAAAGCAAGGGGUGUGGGGUCAGGGUGUGUAGUGUUUGUUCUGCCUCGCACACACAGAGUUCUGUGCUGUUUGUAAGAGGACACUGGGUUGCUUUCCCUCCUUGACCCAGAUUUUCAGCAAAGCUGUUGCGUCACCAGGCCAACUGUGGGGCUUACAGCCUCCAUAAGGGGAGUAUUCAUAUUUGUCCAAUAAGGCUUAGGUAUACCCACAGCACAUACUUUUGGCAUUCGGACUUAUUCAAGAAAAAUAAAAACAAACACUGACGCUCUAUUCUAGCAACACAGUAACUGCAGUGUUAUUUUCCUUUCCGUUCACUCAUCAACACAUGUUGUGUUUUCCUUCUGCAGAUUUUUCUAUUUUGUACAUACAGAGUUUUGUAUAUACUGUAUAUGAUGAGCUCGCUGGGCGGCGACAAGGCCCGGAGCCCUCGGGAAAAAGCGCUGCCAGCUUCCGCUCACACAUCACAACCACAGAAACAAAUACAGGCUACUGCUGAGCAGAUCCGGCUUGCUCAGAUGAUCUAUGACAAGAAUGAUGCUGACUUUGAGGGCAAAGUUAACCAGCUGAUGGAAGUGACGGGGAAAAACCAGGAUGAGUGCAUGGUUGCGCUCCAUGAUUGCAAUGAGGAUGUCAGCAGAGCCAUCAACUUCCUCCUGGAGAGCAACACAGACAUGACCUCAUGGGAAACAGUGGGAAAGAAGAAGCCCUUGGUGAAAGAAGGCCCAUCAGAAAGCAAGGAGAACAAGGAGAACCGGGAGAAGAAGGGCGAAAGGGAGGCUAGCAAGGGUCGUGCCACUGGCAACCGCAAAGGCAAGGGGGCCAGUCGGAGCCGACAGGCACGUCCAGAGGAGAACGGUGUUGAGGUGACACCAGUGGACAAAGGCUCGGAUCGAGGUCGGAGGGUCAAAGGUGGAAGAGGAUCUGGAGUUCGAGGUCGAGGGAGAGCACCAACAGGAAGCAGGUUUUCAGCCCAGGGGAUGGGGACUUUCAAUCCUGCUGACUAUACCUCAGAGGCUGGGACAGGGACCACACAAACAGAGGUUUGGGACACAACGACCAACAACAGCACAGAUGGAACAGUUGCCUGGAGGAAUACUUUGGAAGACUGGGCAGCUGAGGAUUGGAGUGAGGAUGUUAGUCUCUCAGAGACCAAAGUGUUCACCUCCUCAUGUGCACCUGCUGCUGAGAACCACAUCACCCCUGGGCAAAGUCUGGACCUCGCUUCUCUGCUGCAGAAGCCUGUGGUUGGAGCAAGAGAACCACCUUCUUCUUCCUCUCAGAGUCUGGUCUUUACUAACUCCCAUCAUCACCAGCAGCAGCCCCACAGCCGCAGUGCCACCAGUAGCACAAGCUACGCACAUGCUGCUCUGUCAUCAGUGCUGGGAGCUGGUUUUGGGGACUUGGGCCAGGCUAAAAGGACUCAGGCCAGCCCUGGAGCUCAGAUACUGGAACAGCUGAAGGGUCCUGGCUUGGGUCAGCUUUCCUCAUCCCAGGCAACCCCUCCUGUCAGUAGCCAAGGAAGCAACACUUCUAUUGGUCGACUGCCAGGCCUGGGAGCACCUGUACCUCCACCCUCCUCCUCUAGCUGGGACAUGAAGACUUCAGAAUCCAACACCACCUCACUGUCCUCACAGUACAGCCGUGAGUUUGGUCUGCAGCCAGAGCCUUCUCUUGUGCUGAGUCAGCUGGUUCAGAGGCACACGGGCCCCUCCUUGCCUUUGGCGCGUCAGACGAGUCCACAAUCGCAACAGCAAGCACCAUCUGCUUCAGCCUCGCCUGCUCCCCAACACACCAGCACUCCAGCACAGGCAGGCCCGGUGAUGGCUCCUGCUGGUGCUAAACCUCUUGCCCCGAAUGCAGGGCUGGACCCUCAGGGCAACAGCACGACACAGCAGCAACGGGUACAGCUCAAAGGCCAGAAACGAAGGAUACCUCCCACGUCAAAGAUCCCAUCCACUGCAGUAGAGAUGCCAGGCUCAGCAGAUGUUCCUGGACUGAACCUCCAGUUUGGAGCGCUAGACUUUGGCUCGGAAUCGGCGUUGCCAGAAUUUGGAGUCGUGGAUAAUUGCGUGAGUGCAGCAUCGAGGGAGUCCACGUCGGCCCCUGCCCCAGCACCACCUGCAACAGGACCGGGGGCACAGAGCCAGACGAGCCUGUACUCUAAACCGCUCAGUGAGUCACUGGGCAGCCCUCUCUCGGUGGCCCUGUCUUUGCCCCUCUCCUCAUCAGAGCCAGUUUAUCACUCCUCCACAGUGGCUUUGCCGAGUCUCACCUCCUCAUCGUUAGGGACCGCAAGCUCAACCAACACUCCUUCCUCCUCUUCAACAACCUCAACCACCUCCGCCUCUGUACCUUCCUCAUCUCCCUUCUCCACGGUGGGGGGGAGCUAUGAUGGGACCAUGCCCCCUCACACAAGACUGGCAUUUUCUCAGAACAAAGAGGCCACGGGGCCAGUGAUGAACGGUUUGAAUGGUGUGAGGACUUCUGCUGCUCUGGACACUUCAUCAGCUUCUUCUACACCAAAACCAGAGUCACCGUCUAUGAACAUCAGCACCAACGGCGCCUCAGCUCCUUCCUCCCAUUUACCGUCUACCAUGCCUCCACACAGCUCCACCACGCUCUCCGGCCUGGCAGCGGACCUGCCCUCAGUCAGCCAACUCAACUCACUCAACAGUCAUGUCAGCAGUCAUUCCUCAGUUUCAGCUCUGGGCUCCAGCUCUCACACUUACACCAGUGUUGACAGCAGCAAUGUGAGCUCUCUGGCUCCCUCAUCUGGCUCUUACACGUCAUCCCAACCCACAGCCUCAGCACUCCACUCAGCCCACAACAGCAGCAACAGUAGCAGCAGCAGCAUCAGCCACCUGUCCAACAUGCCCAGCAUGGGCAACAACAUGAGCAGCACAGUUGGCGGUAUUGCUGGUACGAGCGGACUUCACUCAGCUGCUACCGCCACCAGCAGUACAGUACUGGGACUUGGCUCCAAUGGAGCUACUGCCACAUCCAACCUCUCUGCUCCAAGGACUACACCCCUGCUCUCCUCCUCCACUGGUAAAGCUCCUCCUAACCUGUCCCAGGGUGUGCCUCCUCUACUGCCCAACCAGUACAUUAUGGGCCCAGGGGGGCUGCUGCCUGCUUACCCACAGAUCUAUGGCUAUGAGGACCUGCAUAUGCUCCAGUCGAGACUGCCAAUGCCCUCUUUGCAGGAUUACUAUGGAAUAACAUUCCCUGGCCCCGCAGCAACUCUUUCCGGCAGAGACGGGAGCCUUGCCAACAACCCUUACUCAGGUGAAGUCACAAAGUUUGGCAGGAAUGACUCCACCUCCCCAGCUCCCCCCACAAGCCUUGCGGCGCCGCAGCCUCCCCAGGCUCAGAGCCAAGGACAGAACCAGGCGCAGCCUCAGCCUCCUCAGGCCCAGCCUCAGCCCCAGGGCCAGCCACAGCACCACAGCAGUCAGCAGGCCUUUCUGCCGCCAGGCUACAGCUACACAGGCCUGCCUUACUACCCUGGAGUGCCCGGUGCCGUACCUAGUGCUGCUACCUUCCAAUAUGGCCCCACUAUGUUUGUUCCUCCUGGAGGGCCAGGACCAGCUUCGGCCAAGCAGCACAGCAUGGGCCUCGGCCUGGGAAACCCUUCGGCUAGCCCCUUCCAGCAGCAGACACAGCAGCAGCCCAGCGGCUAUGGCCAGCACACCUUCAGCUCAGGGUACGAAGAGCUGACAGCAGGGCCGGCGGGAGUGGAAUACAGUAAAGGGUACAACUCCUCUUCACAGGCACAAGCCAAAUCUGCUGCUACUGGCCCCGGGAAAGGGGUCUCAGUGACAUCCAGUAACUCCGGUGUGCCAGACAUCAGUGGAAGUGUUUACAAUAAGACCCAGUCUUUUGAUAAGCAGGGUUUCCAUGCAGGAACCCCUCCUCCCUUCAGUCUGCCAUCAGCGCUGGGGGGUCCAGGGCCUCUGAACCCUGGAGCAGCUCCUGGAGGCUAUGCACCUGCCCCAUUCCUCCACAUCUUGCCUCACCAGCAACCACACUCACAGCUGCUGCACCACCAUCUUGCUCAGGAUGGACAGGGUGGUCCGAGCCAACGUGGCCAGUCCAGUAGCCUGCAGCAGAAGAGCCAAGUCAACAAGUCGGGCUACGGCAGCUCCCCUUACUGGGCCAACUGAGAACGACUACACCUGUGAUGUGUGCGUGCACCACACCAGUAUAUCUGACUGACAAGAUCAUAGAGGGACAAACGAUUUACAACACAAGCUAAAACACACACACUACCACCACCCCCCUCCCCUUUGCUCUGUAUAUCCCCUUUUCAAAUUUAUGGCUGUUGUAUGUAAAAUAUAUUUAUGUAUGUAUUUAUACAGUAUAUAUGUAUUGGUAGGACAUAAAAUGUGGUUUUCUGCAUUUUUUUUAUUUUGAAGGACAUUUUAUUUCAAAAUAAUGGAAAGAUGAGAAUGCUAAAUCAUGGAGAUGAAGAUGGUGAAUAUACUUGAACACAAGCAUCUUGUGAUGUGGAUUUUUUUUGUAUGCAUACAUGAACUGAGAAUGAUGUACAUAGAUUAUACCCAUCAUUUUCAUGGCAAAAGCCUUUUUUUAAUUUUAGAAGAAAUAUUUUUUUUGUAACUUUGGUCUCCCGCAUCUGUGAAUCCUUAUAUUGAGGGUGACUUGAGUUGAUAGCUAGAGUUUUCUUUUACCCCGUUUCCUUCCAUUUGUCUCUCAUUCCCUGACUCUUACUAGUUGGUUGGCUUGACCAGCCAGGCCUUGGAUUUGAUGUCAUUUUAACAUUGGUUUAAUCCUUGUUGUCCAAAUUAAAAUUAAUGAACAGUU
Haplochromis burtoni (Burton's mouthbrooder) is the source of this 6264-nucleotide messenger RNA. It is a transcript of the gene ubap2a, whose product is annotated as ubiquitin associated protein 2a. Lineage: Eukaryota; Metazoa; Chordata; Actinopteri; Cichliformes; Cichlidae. The coding region runs from base 1833 to 5606 and encodes 1257 amino acids. The transcript is spliced from 26 exons. Gene Ontology annotation, cellular component: cytoplasm; nucleus. Gene Ontology annotation, molecular function: protein binding. The record is from RefSeq and is a predicted model, not a curated record.